GAACAAGAGCAGGGGAGGGGCAGAGAGAGAGGGAGACAGAGAAUGCAUCCCAGCAGACUCUCCGCUGCCAGUGAAGAGCCUGAUGCGGGGCUUGAACUCAACUGUGAGAUCAUGACCUGAGUUGAAACCAAGAGUCAGAUACUUAACCCACUGAGCCACCCAGGUGCCCCACCUUAGGAGUUUCUCAUGUCACUUCACUUGAUUCAACACAUUUAAAUCAGCACAUGUUAUAGUUUGCAGUCAAGGAAAGGUGACUACAAGCCAUGAAUCUUGCUGACGUAUUACUGUGACUUAGGCUGGUUAUCCUCCAAAUGUAAAGAUCAUCUUUCUAUUCUAGAGAGCAAAAUUUACAUAUUUUGGGUUAUUGUGUAAAAUUUUGGAGUAUUUAUUAUUUGAGUUAUUUAUAAACAAUGGUUGGGAACUUAACAGAAGGUCCUUGUGAAUGUUGAGUCCAGAGCGAUAAGGGGGCUUUUGCCUUCAGAGACCACAUUAUCUGUGGAGGCAGGGUGUGCAGCAGAAUCUGACCACACGAAGUCACGUAAGUACCACUUGAAAUGGGGAUCUUGGUACUUGCUGUUCCCCUUGAAGGGCUUACCUCAAAUAAAGCUUACUUAAGGUUGGUUUUCAGUUGUCACCUCCAACUAUAAGCUUUCACCUGACCGUAUUUAAAAAUAGCAACAUCCCUUCCCCGCAUUUUUUACCCUCCUUCCCUGCUUUAUGGUCUCCAUAGCAUGUGUUGGCAUCUUGUUUUUCGUUCUCUCACUAUGGCAGGGAAUUUUUGCUGCUUUAUCUGCAUGGUCUAAAACAACUUGUGGCAUUUGAUAAAUGUUCACUAAGGAGUAUAUAAAUGAAUGGAUAGGGAAGACAUUUCACCACUGCUUAAACUUGGAAGGAACGCUAGGACCUAAGCCUCCAGGUUAGCUAGGAGAAAAAAGGCCUGAGGCAUCCCAGGUAGAGGGCAAAUUCAUGAAGAAUUUGCCUGCUGUACUGGAAGCCCCUAUUUUGUAUGAGCUUACUUUUUACUUGUUAUAAAGUCACUUUCAGAUACUUCAAAACUGUUGAUUUACAAGUUUAAGUAUCAAGAGCUAUUACCACUUGUGUAUAUUGUUGUGUGGCCCAUUGUAUCCAUACCUCCAUUGCGAUGUCAUCAAAUCAUCUCAGGUAAAGGACAGACAGCUCCAGCCAGCUUGUAACUUUACUAUUAUCAGGACAUUUAUGUCGCUUUUUCUUGCACAUUGAUUAGUAUGUUUUAUCCACCUUGGUUGUUACAAUGAAGAAUCAGGAUAAGAACUCAUGUUCCUGAGAUAAGUUAAUAAGUUGUUACCCCCUUCACCAUAGGGCCAUGGAAGAUGUUGAUAUUGGUAGUAGUUGUAUGUUCUGGACUGCAAAGGACAACGUGAGAGUUUUUUGAUUCGCUGACAACUGAAUGAGAAAAUGUCUUCCUUUUCUUUUUUCUACCAUGCCUUUGUAAGGAAGUGUGGAUUGGAAAGACAUGGACCAAUAUGUAGGAAACUCUUCAACAAAAAGCGUAAACCUUUCAAUUCCCUGAAACAAAGAUUACAGGGCACUGACAUUCUCAUUGUGAGAACAGCUCCUCAGUCCAAGCAUCAACCUGUGAGGAGAUCUAACUGGAGACAACAGCAUGAAGAUUUCAUUAAUGCAAUCCGUUCAGCCAAGCAGUCUACACUAGCCGUUAAAGAAGGCCGACCUCUCCCACCUCCACCUCCUCCAUCCAUCAACCCAGAUUAUAUUCAGUGCCCAUACUGUAUGAGGAGGUUUAAUGAAACCGCAGCCAGCCGGCAUAUUAAUUUCUGCAAGGAUCAGUCUUCUCGCCGAGUCUUUGAUCCAGCCCAGACAGCAGCCAAAAUGGCAUCCAGAGUGCAGGCUAGGGCUCAGAUGAGUCCAAAAAAAGAGCCAACUGUAACCAGUGCCGUGAGAGUGUUGCUGCAGAACAGGGCCCUGGGAUCCCCGACUGUGGUCCCAGCUAGGCCAGACGGUCCCCUCAUCAGCCUGCGUGGCUGUGUACCCAGGAAUGCCACCAAGGGGGGGCAAAGGCAGACAGCUGUUCCAUAAGCCCACGAUUCUUCUUGAGACGUCAUGUAGAACAAGUAAAAACCAGAUUCAGAUUUUCUUCUUCUUUACUCCCUUUAAAAUUUUCAAAACAGUAUCAUUAAACAACAUAUCAGCCUGCGUGAAA
Messenger RNA from Felis catus (domestic cat), 2197 nucleotides. It is a transcript of the gene ZC2HC1B, whose product is annotated as zinc finger C2HC-type containing 1B. The record is from RefSeq and is a predicted model, not a curated record. The transcript has 7 exons. The coding region runs from base 1435 to 2073 and encodes 212 amino acids. Lineage: Eukaryota; Metazoa; Chordata; Mammalia; Carnivora; Felidae.